AUGGGAAACACCGGAUCCUCGCAGCCGUCCAGGACACGGAAGGACCGGAGGAAAGAAGCCAACGACGGCGCAGAUGACCGACCUGGGAGGAACACGAAGAAGAGGGCUACUAACGGUUGCGUGGCCAGGCCGAGACCGAAGGGGACGGUCAGAUGUCGGACGACGAAUCCCUUCUUAAUUUUCUUCCUUCGGUUACGCAGCAAGAAACCGAAGGAGCAUGUGACAGUGAUCGCGAGGACUGCUGGAAGAUUAUGGACGCAAAUGACUCCGGAACAAAGGAAGAAGUACAUAGAUCUGGCGAACGCUGAGAAGAAGAGGCGAGAAGGGAGUAGAAGAAAGACUAGAAAAUCGAGGUGAUUAUCGAGCGUCUCUUCUGACGAGAAUCGAGAUCUGUAUCUAUAUGUUUCGUUCAGGAGAAGAAGAUAGCGGACACGACGAGGAAACGACACGAAAAUUCCACAAGUGUUAAGGAAAAAAUCGCACGGAAGACCGUUUCUCUCGCGCAACAAGUCUUUAGGAAUGAUCCCAUACGCAUAUAUAUAUGUAUAUAUAUAUA
Messenger RNA from Nomia melanderi (Alkali bee), 556 nucleotides. RefSeq lists its product as uncharacterized. NCBI's taxonomy places the organism in Eukaryota, Metazoa, Arthropoda, Insecta, Hymenoptera, Halictidae. The record is from RefSeq and is a predicted model, not a curated record.